Messenger RNA from Pezoporus occidentalis (night parrot), 3451 nucleotides. RefSeq names its product TCDD inducible poly(ADP-ribose) polymerase (gene TIPARP). Gene Ontology annotation, molecular function: NAD+ poly-ADP-ribosyltransferase activity; NAD+-protein mono-ADP-ribosyltransferase activity; zinc ion binding. The record is from RefSeq and is a predicted model, not a curated record. The transcript is spliced from 7 exons. Lineage: Eukaryota; Metazoa; Chordata; Aves; Psittaciformes; Psittacidae. Gene Ontology annotation, cellular component: nucleus. The coding region runs from base 1172 to 3181 and encodes 669 amino acids.
AUCUCCCUCACACACACCAGUUUGGGAAGCCGCAGAAGGGGAUCGGUUCUAAACGGUCCAUCUACAGUUAGUGAUAAAAGCCUGUGGGAGCCCACAGAAAUUUCGGGGAUUAACAGCAGCGUCUUGCUUGAAAGUGUGAAGGGCCGGCCGAUGUGAUACAGCUUUUGGGAUGUGGCUCCGAUGGUCUGGGGUGACUGUAGUCCUCCUUAUCUCCUGCAACAGCGCUUUUUCCUUAGUACUUGGAACGUCUGUGAGACGGCUUUAUUUACCAGAGUGUGUAUCUUUUUAAAAUUUAAUGAAAGGAAUUCUUCCACUUAUUUCACCCCAGUUGCUAAUCUUUGCUUGCAGGAAAAGAUACGAAGUGCACGCAAUGAGGGAAUACUAGCUGAAAAUGAAGUUAAAUUUAUAUAAUGAAAAAUCAUAACUCAUUCUGAUGGAGUUCUAUAAAACACAUGUAGUACGACUCUGUCUUUUAACAAAUUUCCAAGGCCAAACUGGGAGUGGAUUUUCAGGAUUCAAAGUGAACUGAAUGUCGUGUGCUAGCAGAAUGGUAUUGCUAAUGUAUUAUCUACAGACAACUAUGGGAGGUACCCUUCUGCUGGCAAGACCUUCCUUCUUGGCUUGGAAAUACCUCUUCAUUCCCAAGCUGGGUUAGCGGCACAUUAGCUGAUCAGAUGAACUGCAGAAAUUCUGAGUAUCACAGAAACGUCUGCCUGUGCCCAGCAGACGUGUGUGUGCGCUUUGCUGGAUUUGCAAGUGUCCCUGGCUUUUAUUGAUUCAUUUUUUAUGAGUAUCUGUUAUGUGAAACACAUGGAUACCUCUUUCUUCUCAUGUCUCUCUUCCUUACUCCCUGCAUCUCUGGUUAUAGUAACCUGUUCAGAAAUAGCUUCAGCAGUUCCUGGCUUCCACUGGUGGGGAAUGCUGUUUGCCCAUUAGAUGGCAUUCUGAAAUCUGUGCUGAGGAUCAUGCUCCAGAAAGAGUGGAAACCAGUGUUGGUUUCUUUGUAAACCACAUUAAAACUAAACGCAUGGUGUUGAAAUCCUAAAAGAAUCCCUAAUGUGCAGAAGGGGAAGUUCCUGCAAGACAGCCCAGACAGGGGGAAGCCUCAGAUUGAUUCUUGCAAGGCUCUGGGACAUUUGAAAGUGAUUUGGGAGAGCAAAGUCCGUGUCUGAUGGACACGGAACCAAAGCCAGCGUGUGUUGUGCAGCAGGCUCACUGCCCAGGAAUGAAGUGCCCUCCUUCAGAGGACUUUCCUCCUCAGAUAAGACUGUCUGAAAAAAUACCACCAGUGAAGCCUUGCUUCAAGAAGAAGCAGCAAGUGCAGAAGAGAUUGGACACAGAAACUCUCCGGGCUUUGCGGCCAAUCUUUACCAGUUUGCUGGGAGCUGGGACCUUGGAUAGAGUCUUUGUGCCCCGAGGCCAGAGUGGUGGUCAUAGUGAUUUAUGUGAGCCUACUGUGAAAAAGACUCUGGACCUCAGUAGUUCUUGUCCCCAAACAGAAAACAAUGUGACUCUGCUGAUGCCAACAGCUCCAAAUGUGCAGAGUCAGUUGCCAGUAGCUCAUCCUUCUGGGCAUCCUGAGCAGGAUGUCCAGUCAGGAGAGCAAGACCUCUCACCAGAAACGACUCCGGGAACUGCUGCUGAUAAUAGUAAUGAAUCAUUCCAGGACCAUCCUUUGCACCCAGCUGCUACUGAUGGUGCACCUUGUCCUUUGUUCCCAGACAAGAUUCUGGAAAGCUACUCAUCUAUCUUAUUCCAAGAGACUAGCUGUCCAAUUCAAUACAAUUUGAGCCUAAGCAAUAAAUUCAGUGGUGGGAUAUUCCAGGACAAAAGUGAAGAAGCUUCUCUUGAUCUGGUAUUUGAGCUUUUGAACCAGCUGCAAUAUCACACCCAUCAGGAAGAUGGAAUAGAAAUUUGUGUGGAUUUUCUCCAGGGCAGUUGUGUUUAUGGCAGUGAUUGUCCCAAACAUCACACAGUUUUGCCAUACCACUGGCAGGUGAGGAGGACAGCAACCCAGAGUUGGCAAAGUGUGACCAAUGAUUCCCAGGAGCAUCUGGAAAGGCUCUACUGCAACCCUGAUAAUGAUAGGAUCAAAGUGAAAUAUCGGGGACAUGAGUUUUGGGUGGAUUUGAAUAUUAUGAAAUUAUAUGAAAGUGUUGAGUUUGAUCAAAUGAGGCGGCUGUCCACACCUUCCUGCCCCAGCUCCAGCUCCAACUACUACACAGUCUGGAAAUACUUCUGCAGGGACCACUUUGGCUGGAGAGAAUACUCUGAGCCUGUUGUAAGAUUGAUAGAAGAAGCCAGCUGCCGCGGUCUGAAAGAAGUUCGGUUUGUUACUUGGCAUAAUCAGUAUAUCUUAAACAUCAAAGAUGGAUUCCAGCAAAAUGCGUGUUUCAGAAGAGAAAUCAAGAGGAGACCCCUUCUUCGCUCAUGCAUUGUGCUGAUGCCGUUUUUACAGACGUUGGGUGGCAACUCUCCAGUAACCUCUCCAUCAGCUGAACCAGCUUUGUCACAUGUCUUGUCUCCAGCUGCUGUUACCUCUCCAGACCUCUAUCCUGAAACCUGGAUUAGUAUGGAUCCAUCUCAGGACUUCAUCCAAGUGCCUGUUCUGAAGGAAGAUAAAAGCUAUAGAACCAUUUAUAACCUGUUUCACAAGACUGUGCCAGAGACCAAAUAUAAAAUUUUGAAAAUACUGAGAGUGCAGAAUCAGUUUCUUUGGGAAAAAUAUAAAAGGAAAAAGGAAUACAUGUCAAAAAAAAUGACUGGGCUUGACAGGAUAAUGAACGAAAGGCAUUUGUUCCAUGGCACCUCCCAGGACGUGGUGGAUGGAAUCUGCAAGCACAACUUCGACCCGCGUGUCUGUGGGAAGCAUGCCACCAUGUUUGGACAAGGCAGUUACUUUGCCAGAAAGGCAAGCUAUUCCCAUAACUUUUCCAAAAGGUCACCCAGAGGAGUUCAUUACAUGUUCUUGGCGAAAGUACUGACGGGAAGGUACACGGUAGGCAACCACACCAUGAGGAGACCUCCACCAGUGAACCCCGGCAGCAUUACCAGUGACCUCUAUGACUCUUGUGUGGACAAUUUCUUUGAGCCUCAGAUUUUUGUCAUUUUUAAUGAUGAUCAGAGCUACCCUUAUUUUAUUAUCCAAUAUGAAGAAGUUAGCAACACUGUCUCCAUUUGAAAACUUGAGCUGCUGAAGUAUUUGUUUUCUGGCAUCGGUAGCAGUUUUUGUGGGGAAAGAAAAUUUGGACAUUGCAGAACUGACUAAAUGACUUGCUUGGAAGGAACUAAAUCUCAAAAUGCAGAAAAGGAGGUGACCAAUUGUGCACUUGCUGUUGGAUUAUGUAUGUGCAAAUUGUAAAUAUUUUUCCAUUGUUUAUAGUUGAAAAUCUGUGCCUUUUGUUAUAAAACACCGUUUAUUUAUGUUAGUAAAUAUUCAUGUUUAAAAGUG